GCGAUCGCAAAGGGAAGAUGACGGCAGAACGACCUACCCCAGAAAGGGCAACUGGGUCAGUAAUAGACCUUGUAGACUUUGCCGGGAAGGACCCCAGAACGAAAACUGCAAGUCCUGCUUCGACGACGACGGUCCUGUGGGGAGAUCACGGGAACAGUGGGGACUUGACAGACACUCGCACUGUCCGUCAUGUGCGGAAAAUAUCCCAAGGAGGCAUAUCUACACCGUUUGCCAGUCAGAAAGGGAAAGGGACGCAGCAAGUUCCACAGCGAGCGAGAACCCCAAGUAGAGAUCGGCUGCAAACGGAAACCGCGACUAUUAUACGCGGUGAAAGUGGUCGUUCGACGUCGCAGGAACGUUCAAAUGUUCCAUCUUCGACACCACCAGCAACUUCUACGCUGAGUAGUGUACCUGAGCCUUCUUCUGGUGAUACGUCGAGCCCCGCGGAAGGUCAGGCUCAGGCAACGGUGUCACUUCCCUCAUCUUCACAGGACGCGUCAGGUCCUCUAUCAUCAUCCCCAAAAACUCCAUCCUCACCCACCAGGCGUCCCUCAACACUACCUCACGUGCGAACACCUGCAGACAAUCGCUAUUUAUCAUCUCGGCAUUAUGCCACGUUUUCUCAGAUUGCCUCGAACCAAUGCUAUUCCAUCGACAAUCAGACGAUAUGGCAAUCCGCUCUCUCAGGAGAUAGACUACCUCAACCGCAAACAAGUCAAGAGGCACUCGAUUUGGAGAUGUUGACCCUUCAGAUUGGACAAAGUUUUACACAGAACAAUCCUAUGACGGGAAACUUCAAUGUUCUGCUUCUGUACCUUCUCAGCCAUAUGCGAUUCAUGCGGGUCAUGGCGUAUGAUGGAACUUGGACGGUAGAAGCAUAUAAUGCUUUGUUCCUGGUUCGAUUGUGCACAAAGCACUUUGUUGAUAGUCUUACGCAGAUACAGAUUCACGAGCAGUUCGAAAUGGACAGGACCCUCUCCCUCAAAAGCCAAACGACUUCCCAGUUUAAAUCUGAUCAGGCGCAAAUGGCUCUCGACUCACAUGUGGUGCAUGACAAACGGCUCCGAGCACAACAACUUCUCGAAGAGCUGUUUCAUAUUAUUAUCUACGCGGAUGCUAGUACCGCUAUCAACUAUGAUUUCUACAUGGAAGCGAUGAAUCUUCUUAUAGUGAUGUGUUCUGCACAAUUAUAUCAGCCACUAUCGAGCGCUGUAGAGGGGUCAUAUUUCAUGGAUAUUGUAAUGGACAGAUUAAGUCACUUUGCAGGAGGAGCGAUGCAGCGACUGCUUAUGAACUUCGUUCAUCGUCCACCUCCUGUUGGCUCAUCAGGAGGGAUGCUCUACAGUGCAUACUCCUACCUUUUUGCCACCAAGAAGCCAGAAGGGGCAGCGCCAUCUCCUUUAGGAGAUAAAAGUGCAAUCCUCUUUCUGAUUCUCUCUGCGCAAAAUCCCAAGCACUUUGCCAACGAAUUUAAAGAGGCCAUCAAACGUUUUCAGGAUAGUAAUGUCUCGGAUUCAUCACAAAUGGCUGAGGAUGAUCAUUCCAUCAACGUCUCCUUUCGACAUGUUUAUCAAACAUUGUGCAGUAAUAUUUCAAGUGAAGAAGCUGGAUUGAUAUUAUACCCUCUGCUACUUCACAAUAGAAGCUUUCGAAGUUACAUGUUGUCACGAACCGAUCCGGAAGGUUUGUUGUUGCCAAUUCUGAGGCAAAUAUACGAGCUGGUGGAACAGAGGAUGAACUAUCCACAGCUGUACAUCCUACUUGUCCUCAUCCUACUGCUAUCUCAGGAUGAUGUUUUGACUGACAGUAUGCAGAGAAUCAUCAUUCCUGCUCAGCCGUGGUACACCGAAAGAGUCCUCAAAUCUGUGUCAUUGGGCGGUUUGACUAUUCUGGUCUUGAUUCGGUGUAUCCAAGCAAACCUGUCGACUUUUAAGGAUACAUAUUCCCAUACGGUUUGUGUGGCCAUUCUUGCCAAUAUGGCGCGCAACAUUUCAGGAAUCCAAUCCAUUGUCGCUCAGAGAGUUGUGAGCUUUUAUGAUAUGGUUGCAAAACGGUAUUUGAAGCUCACUGGACAACUAGCUCGCGAGUCAUCGGAAGAUGUUAGCACACCUAUAUCUGCUCAGCCAGAUCCGUCAGAAGACGACCCCGACACUAUUAUUUACGGGGAUUUAGUGGCAGUGCUCCUCGAGAUGAUCAACUCGGUGGUUACGUAUUCAAUUAAACAUAACCCGGAGCUAGUAUAUGCGCUAUUGCAUAAACGCGAAGCUUUUGCACAAUUCAAACUCCAUCCGCGGUUUGGCGAUUUGGUAGAAAAUAUUGAUCGGGUGAUAUCAUACUUCCAUGACAAGUUGCUGGAGGCCGAUCUCAAAAUGCCUUCUGCAGCCGACGUGGCAGGAGUCAUCGACCGCGCUUCAAAGACCUGGAGCAUCUCUAAGCUGAAGGUUAUUUCCGUGUUGAAGUUCCAUUACGAGGAGGAUGCGAAUGAUUGGCAGUUCUUGAUGUCGUAUAUAUGGACGUGCGCGCACAAGCACAGCAUCAUUUAUUGGGGGCCGUCACCCCUAAUUGACUCUUUUCAACUUGACAUUCCUGCCUUAGCUUGAUACGUCAGAUCAAUCGGACUUUUCUAACCCGCUAAUAGGUCGCGAAGACUUCUAAGCUGCAUGGGCACAUUAGCUAAACUGGGGAAUGGAUCGCCUCGGUCCGGUACGAUGCGGACUUCAUAAUUAGAAGAUCAUGCUGUUUUGGAUUGCUUUGCCCGAUCCGCUUCCCAUCUUGGAUAACGGAAAGAAGUUAAAUUAUAGUGAACUUCACGGGAAGGUCGUCAAAAUAUUUACUUUGCCAAUAUCUCCUCGUCUGUAUACCGUUUGGCAGUCUGCACCUUUUGUUCAAGCUUGAUAUGUUGGCGUCAGUUUACAUGCCCACAUGCAUGUUCACAAUAGUAUUGAAC
This is a messenger RNA of Spizellomyces punctatus DAOM BR117, 2947 nucleotides long. RefSeq lists its product as uncharacterized. Lineage: Eukaryota; Fungi; Chytridiomycota; Chytridiomycetes; Spizellomycetales; Spizellomycetaceae. Gene Ontology annotation, cellular component: Golgi apparatus. The record is from RefSeq and is a predicted model, not a curated record. Gene Ontology annotation, biological process: Golgi organization. The transcript is spliced from 20 exons. The coding region runs from base 18 to 2600 and encodes 860 amino acids.